UUUUCGUAGAAUUAAAUAUGAAUUUUACCGACGAUCCGCUAGCAGAUUUGCUAAGUGACAAUAGCUUGGACAAUGACAGCUUUUUCGAUGCGCCAGGAGGCUUGAAAAAACAAGCCAAACCGGGAAAGCCCAAGGGAAAGCUUGAGGAUUUAUUUGGCAUACAAGAGGAGACGGAGGCGGAUGUACAGGGACAGGGCCAGCGUGCCAAAGGCAGACCCAUUGCUGCCAGCACGCCGAGGAUUGUAAAGCAGAAACCUUCUAUCUCUCUGGAUGACGAUGCCGGCGAAGACGAUGACUUGGGCUUUGAUCCCAAGCGGCCAAAGAGUGGUGGAGCAAAAAUAAACCUUUUUGAUGAUUUACUGGAACCAAAGAAAAAUAUUUUCGAUGAGAUACUAACUGGAGGUGAGGCCUCGAAACGUCCUUCCACUGCCAAACCAUCAAUGUCGCGACAAUCCACGGAUACAACCACGGAGAACUCACAAGCAAGGCCCAAGACUUCCACAGGACGAAGAAGCUCCGCCCAAUCUGCUACAGUUAAUGCUGAUCCGCUGGGACUCUUUGGCAAGGAUACAAAUGCCACAGUGUCCGGAAUGUCCACUCCAGUUUCCAGAAAACGAGGAACUACAGCAGAUUGGUUGGGUCUUGAGGCAGCAGCAGCCUCCGCUGCAGCCAUUGUGGACCAAGAAAGGCCAAGUACACCGAAACCUGUAGUCUCCAAGGAGCCGAUAGAAGUCAGUACUUCUGCCAAAAACCCCACUGACAUCCUACGAUUGCCGGAUUCUGAUGAAAAUGACCAAGAUCAGGAAGCUGAAAUCCCUGCCGUAGCUCCUUCAAGUACUGCUACGCAGAAUAUUCUGAUGCUAAGUAGUCUCAAUAUGGAGAGCAGUCAUAAAUUUAAUGCUCUUCAGCAACAGGAAGCUCAGCUGGUAAUUGCUGCCCAGAUGAAGAACCAGGAGCGCACCUUAAUGGAGAUGCAGCGGCGCCAGGAGAACCAGGAUCGAAAGUUCCAGGCUUUAAUCCAGCAGCAGCUACAGCGCCAGCAACAAAUGGAGGAGAAUAUCAAGGGCCAGCAGGAGCGCAUUAACAUGCACAUCCAGCUUAUGAUGGCGCAGCCUGUUCAUGUCCAAGAGAUUCCUGCUGCCAUAGCAGAAAAGCCAGAAAAGAAUAACAUGGAUACUACGAGGGAGGCUAGCAAGGAACAGGAGCUCUUACUCCAGCUCGAAACGGAUGUAAAGCGCAAUAUGCUGGAGAAGCAGCGACUGGAGGAACUGGUGGCCAACAUGAAGGUGAACUACGAACAGGAAAUUGAAAUGAUUGAUACAUCCUACAAGAAACAACUUAAAGUCCUGGAGGAGCACUUGGCGGCAGUUGAGGAGCGCCUGAAGCUGGAGAACACUGAGCUACGUCAAUACUACACUGAAAAGCUAGAGAAGCUUAAAGAAGACUAUAUGGAACAAAUCUCCAACUUAAAACAGGACCAUGAAGAUGAGGUGCGAAAACUCCGACAUUCACACGAAUUGGAUUUAGAGGGCAUAAGACAGGCCAAGUCUCUGGAACUAUCGGCUGUACAGGAUCACGGGAACUAUCUGGAAACGUUACGACUGGCGUCGGACAAUAUUCAGGAGCUGCGGGACGGGAUGAGUGGCAGUCAGGAGAGAGAGCGACAACUGGAUAUCCGUGAACGUCGGCUGGCCGAUCAGGAGAGACGGCUUAAGAUCGACGAGGAGACAGCUGACCAGGAGAAACGUCGCCUUAUGGAACUGGUCAGCACAUUAGAACUACAGUUGGGACGCCUUUCCAAGGAGUCCGCCGAGGAGAACUGGCAGCUUCGACAGCGCAUGGCCAGUUUGGAGGCGGAGCGGAAGGCCUUCGAACGCGAAAAGGAGUUCCACCGCGAGCAGAUGGAGCGGGAUGAGAAGCGAGUGGAGGAAUUAAAGUCGCUCCAGUUGGCAGAAACCGAACGAUUGCACAACGACCUGCAACAGGAGCGCACCCAGUUGGCAGUGGAACGCCAGAAACUCGAGUUGCAGCACAAGUUGCACGAGCAUGGUGACUUGGACAAGGAUCGAUUGGAGCUGGAAGCGCAGCUCAAAGUGGCUCGCGAUGCCAUUCGGCGGGCGGAUGAGGAGCGGGAUCGCUGCCACAAGCUGCAAAGGGAAGUGGAGCAACGCAAACGUCAUCUUCUGGACAAGGAGAAUGCCCUGAAUCUCAAGGAGGACGAGCUGGGACAGGCCACUAGUGCAUAUCGUAUGGCCACCAGUCGCACCCACAUGGCUGAGCAAAAGGCUCGCGAGGCAGACCAGUUGCUUCAGGCGAAGCUACAGCUCUUGGGUAAGAGGGCUCACGAGCUCGGCGAGAAGGAGGCGCAGAUAGCACAGGAGCGAAUGCUCCUAGCCCAGGACCGCAUAGCCAUUCAUAAUCUGAAAAAGAAAAUCGGGAAAAGUAGAUGUGCCCUCUGCAGGAUGGGAGCAGAAAGUGCCGAGUUGGCUUUGCGCUCAGAUCGUAGGGGAAAUCUACAAAACAUCGCCGACCAUCCCUUGCCUUCCAUGCCGCCCAGCAAUGCCGAGCUACUUCUCAAAAUGGCCGCCACUGAGCCAGGCCAGGCUCAGAGCGAUAUUGUGGAUCGACUGUUGGACGAGAAUAUUGAAGCUUCUUAUCGCAGGAUGUACAAUGUGGCGCCCAGCAGUUCCUUAGACGAGGCAGAAUAUGGCUUGGUUGGUGGAAUGGACGAUGAUUCGAAAGCAGCCAGGAAUCUAGAUCUUGAUGAUGCAUUUUUGGCUACCCUGAAGUAGAGCUUACUU
Molecule: messenger RNA, 2801 nt
Organism: Drosophila bipectinata
Lineage: Eukaryota; Metazoa; Arthropoda; Insecta; Diptera; Drosophilidae
Gene: twy
Product: fas-binding factor 1 twitchy
Biological process (GO): cilium assembly; establishment of epithelial cell polarity
Cellular component (GO): centriole; ciliary basal body; ciliary transition fiber
Source: RefSeq, a predicted model, not a curated record